This is a messenger RNA of Parascedosporium putredinis, 513 nucleotides long. Lineage: Eukaryota; Fungi; Ascomycota; Sordariomycetes; Microascales; Microascaceae. The record is from the annotation of a GenBank genome assembly.
AUGAUCGCGCAAAGGGUGGGAUUGUCGGCUCUCCGACGAGGAGGUGCGAUCCGACCUAACGUCUCUUUUGCGCAAAACAUGCCCAAGGUUGCUGUCGCCGCCGGUCUCUCCACUUCGACUCCUUCUCGCGCAAGCUCCGCCCCAUCUCCCCCAUCUCCAGAUCUACCGCCCCGAGCAGACCUGGUUCGGCGCCUCUAUCUGGACCCGUAUCACCGGAGGUGCCUCGCCGGCGCGCUCUACGGCUACAGCAUCGUCUACCUCGCUUCUCCCCUCCUCGGCUGGCAUAUUGAGUCUUCCGCCCUCGUCGAGGCCUUCGCUGGCCUCGGCGCCUUCAGCAAGGGUGCCAUCAAGUCCGUCGUUGCCUGGCCCUUCGUGUACCAUCUCUUCAACGGCAUCAGGCAUCUUACCUACGACAUGGCCUGGGGCUUCUCCAAGCCCGUCAUCUCUAAGGUGGCCACCGCCAUCACCGCCACCUCCACCGUCGUUGCUCUCGGCCUCGGAUUCUUGUGGUAG